AUGGCCACCACCAACGGGACACUGCCUCAUCAUGGGGAUAGUUCCUCCGAAGCCCCUCAACCUGCGCCCACCUCCGCCGAUUCGCAACGCAUCGAAGACCUCGCCGAACAUUUUGACCUCUCCUCCCUCUCUGCUUCUACCCUAGCCAUCCACGCAGAUGACCCUCUCAACGUCGUCCACGAUGUCGCUCCUCCCAUUCAUGUCUCCACUACCUUUCGUUAUGACAAAGACCCGUCACAACUGCGCCCAUACCAUGAACGACCAGAACCCAUCUUUGCACCCACCGAACACAACUACUCCCGCCACACGACACACAGUACAUCUCGCUUGGAGACGAUCCUGGCUGUGCUGCUGAAAAACCCUUGCUUGACGUAUUCCUCUGGGCUUGCGGCGUUCAAUGCAUUGAUAACAUUCCUGAAUCCGAAGAGAGUGGCUAUAGGCGCAGGGUACCACGGAUGUCACGGCGUGUUGAGACUCCACCAGCGACUUUCUGGCCUGCAGCUCCUACCGCUGGACUGCAAGCCGGAGGAUCUGCAAGAGGGGGACCUUUUGCACUUGGAAACGCCGGUGAACCCGACAGGACUGGCAUUCGACAUACAGCAUUACGCGGACAUUGCGCAUUCACGAGGUGCAUACCUCAGUGUCGAUUCCACAUUUGCGCCGCCGCCCCUGCAGGAUCCCUUCAAGCACGGUGCAGACAUCGUCAUGCAUUCGGGCACCAAGUACAUUGGAGGUCACUCAGACAUGCUCUGUGGUGUCUUGGCGGUCAAACAGAAGGAGUGGAUCCCCAAGAUGCUGCAAGAUCGAGUGUAUCUGGGUUCCGUGAUGGGUGGUUUGGAAGGUUGGCUGGGUGUGCGGAGUAUUCGGACACUGGAGCUGCGAGUCAUGAAGCAGAGUGAAACAGCGAGAAGGAUAGUCGAUGCCCUCGAUGGCGCUCUGACAGGCCACACGGUCGGCACGGGCCUGUCUCUCUCCGAUGCAGAGAUCAUCAAGUCCGUCGUCAAACAGGUGCAUCAUGCGAGCCUGCAGACCAAAGACUACAAGACUUGGCUGAAGAAACAAAUGCCCAACGGCUAUGGCCCAGUAUUUUCUAUCGUCUUGAAAUCUCCAGAUUUCGCCAGAGCAUUGCCUAGCAAGCUCCAUCUCUUCCACCACGCGACCAGUUUAGGUGGGAUUGAGAGUUUGAUUGAGUGGAGGACAAUGACCGACUCAACCGUGGAGAAGGAUCUUCUGAGGGUCAGUGUCGGCAUCGAAGACGAGAAGGAUCUGCUCGACGACCUGAUCCAGGGCUUCAAGGCGCUCAAUGCGAUCAAUGCGAUCAAUGGAACGUCCAGCUAG
This is a messenger RNA of Fonsecaea erecta, 1338 nucleotides long. RefSeq lists its product as hypothetical. The coding region runs from base 1 to 1338 and encodes 445 amino acids. The transcript has a single exon. Gene Ontology annotation, biological process: transsulfuration. The record is from RefSeq and is a predicted model, not a curated record. Gene Ontology annotation, molecular function: carbon-sulfur lyase activity; pyridoxal phosphate binding. NCBI's taxonomy places the organism in Eukaryota, Fungi, Ascomycota, Eurotiomycetes, Chaetothyriales, Herpotrichiellaceae. Gene Ontology annotation, cellular component: cytoplasm.